Botrytis porri is the source of this 991-nucleotide messenger RNA. RefSeq lists its product as uncharacterized. The record is from RefSeq and is a predicted model, not a curated record. NCBI's taxonomy places the organism in Eukaryota, Fungi, Ascomycota, Leotiomycetes, Helotiales, Sclerotiniaceae. Gene Ontology annotation, molecular function: dynein intermediate chain binding. Gene Ontology annotation, cellular component: cytoplasmic dynein complex; cytoplasm. The transcript is spliced from 4 exons. The coding region runs from base 83 to 574 and encodes 163 amino acids. Gene Ontology annotation, biological process: microtubule-based movement.
AAGAUUCAACAACAUUGACAUUGGAGAUUGAGUAACAAAUUAUCAUACUAUUACAUCAUUUACAAAAAAAGACACAGCGAAUAUGGCCACUCCUCCAAUUUCAUACACACGAUUGAGACAAAUCGCAAGUGAUGCCUGUCAGAAUGCACUUGGAAGUGCAGAGUUCUAUGAACACAGCAAGACCGAAUCUUGGAAUACUACCAUCGUUAACUCGAUUCUCAAAUCCCUCAUCUCCGAAUCUACACCUUCAACUGGCGCUUCCCCAUCUUUCAAAUAUGCAGUCAAUUCCACCAUCAUUCAACAUCUAGUCCCUACCUCUUCACUCAACAAAUCCAAAGCAUCACCUCCAACAACCACAGAAGACACAACAGACGAUGCGAAAGUAACAACAAGUGAUGCACAAGGAGAUGCCAAGAGUACAGAUGGUAAACCUCACGUAGGAAGGAGGGGAAUGCACAGUGCGACGGGAGCUUAUUGGAACGAGAAGACGGAUGGCAUGUGGAGUUUUAAAUAUGAGGGCGGUGAGAAUAAGGGCCUGGAUGUGGUUAUCAGUGUUAUUUGGAUUGCGUUGUAGGGUAAGAGGUUAUGAGAUGGGGAUGGAGAUUGGAGGAUAGAAGGGUUUGAUCAAUAUGAAUGAUUCGUCUGGAGGAUACAAGGGUUAAGGACAAUAUAUUGAAAGUAGAUGAUGGAGGGAUGAUUCCAGAUUUUGUGUGGGGAAGAAUGGGGGAUAUAACAUUGAGAAUUUGGGGUAUGGGGUAUAUGAUUCGCACUCUUUGCGCUCCAGUCGCAAUUGAGAUGAUGGAAGUCGAUCGACUGUUUGUUGUCAGUGGAAGAAAUCCUGGCAGGAGACAAGUUUGAUUGAUAUGAUGUAAAUUCGAUAAUCUUUGGCGGCUUAUGCGAACCAAUUGUACCAUUUCAUUCAUUUCACUUUUCUAUUUGAGCAUUUGACCAUGUUAUGUUGAGGUGGUAUUGGAUGUCAGUAUUGAAUCGG